GAAAGCCACUGACAAAGCAAGCACUGAUAACUGAGACACGAUCUCUUCUCACUAAGUCUGGCUUAAACGCUGCUCAUUAUGUUGGUCAUAGCUAUCGGAUUGGUGCUGCAACAACAGCAGCCUCUGCAGAACUGCCAUCCAGGCUAAUCAAAACAUUAGGACGAUGGACAUCUGACUGUUAUGAACGAUAUAUCAAAAUUCCAUUGGCAACUCUAUCUGGGGUAUCAGCCACUUUGACAGAUGUGCUAACCGCUAUGUAA
This is a messenger RNA of Paramuricea clavata, 260 nucleotides long. The record is from the annotation of a GenBank genome assembly. Lineage: Eukaryota; Metazoa; Cnidaria; Anthozoa; Malacalcyonacea; Plexauridae.